AUGCACAUGUACCGAAGCUCACCAAGAAGGCCUGCCCAGACGAAACCCGAAGAAUCCACUGUUCAAUUCUUACCUGACCAUUAUGGAUCAAUAUUCAAAGAAAGGUGGCACCCAUACCGCAGAAAAGAUAGUUAUAGGAUGAGAAAGGUGGUGUAUACGGCUCGAUUUCGUCAGUUCAAAAUCUCUAAUUCAGGCCUAUAUAAAGGCAAAACUUCACCUUAUGGAAUCUGGGAGCAGGGAAUGAAGGCAGCAAGAUAA
This is a messenger RNA of Prunus armeniaca (apricot), 258 nucleotides long. Lineage: Eukaryota; Viridiplantae; Streptophyta; Magnoliopsida; Rosales; Rosaceae. The record is from the annotation of a GenBank genome assembly.